AUGCUGCCAUCUGUGAUUUCCGUCUUAUUUUUCCUGCUCUAUGCAGUGAACGCUGUUCCGCUGGCGCCCCGGGAGAGCGCGCUCGCCGGGAUCGACACCAAGUCAUUCUCUAAGACCAAAGAUUAUCCUCUUCCCAAUCUGGGCAACAUCGUCGCCCAUGACCCUAAUGUCGUUCAACAUGACGGCUAUUUCUACUUGUACAAAGGUGGUGUCGGCACUGUCCUGGACGAGUCCAGCGUGAUCCAGAAGCAAAACCGCUCUCGUCCUUGGGCGCCUACGACCAUUCAGCACGACAACCGUUUCUACUGCUUCUACGCGAUUAGCGAGAAUGGCAGUCGCGACAGCGCCAUUGGAGUCGCCUCUUCGGACACUCCCACCGGUGGAAACUGGACGGAUCAUGGCGCUGUUGUCAACACCGGCAACGGAGACCUGUCGGACAUCUAUCCCUACUCAGUCUCCAAUGCGAUUGACGGCGCAUUUAUCACCGAUCAAGAGACUGGACAGUCUCACCUACUUUACGGGAGCUACUGGCAUGGCAUCUUCUCGGUGCCAUUGGCUGAUGAUCUCCUCUCCGUCAAAACCCCGAAGACCCCGAACGCGACCAACCUGGCCUACAUUCCAGACGCCAAGUCGAAGCCUAUCGAGGGCUCUUUCAUGACUUACAAGGAGCCUUACUACUAUCUGUGGUUCAGCCACGGCAAGUGCUGCCACUUUGAUAUUCACGCUUUUCCGCCCAUGGGAGACGAGUACAGCAUUCGAGUCGGCAGAUCUAAGAGCGCGACAGGUCCUUUCGUGGACAAGGAUGGCCAUGAUACCCUCAAGGGAGGCGGUACCAUCGUCUACGGAUCCAACCAUGGAGUUGUCUAUGCCCCCGGUGGUGUGGGCGUGUUGAUCAACAACGGCAGCGACGCGGAUGUCUUGUAUUACCAUUAUCUCAACACUACAUCUGGUUUCGCACAGGGCGACGCGCACUUGGGAUGGAACUAUCUGCACUAUGUAAAUGGAUGGCCAGUGGCUGUCGAGGGUAAAUCUAGCAUAAACGCUACAUCAACCGAAAGCAGUGGUCGGGCUAUCCAACCGAACCACUCGCUCAAUUCACUAGCGCUUCUGUUCAUUGGUGCAUUCCUUUGGCUCUACAGUUGA
Messenger RNA from Aspergillus luchuensis, 1143 nucleotides. RefSeq names its product endo 1,5-alpha-arabinase. The transcript is spliced from 7 exons. Gene Ontology annotation, molecular function: arabinan endo-1,5-alpha-L-arabinosidase activity. Lineage: Eukaryota; Fungi; Ascomycota; Eurotiomycetes; Eurotiales; Aspergillaceae. Gene Ontology annotation, biological process: carbohydrate metabolic process. The record is from RefSeq and is a predicted model, not a curated record. The coding region runs from base 1 to 1143 and encodes 380 amino acids.